AUGGGCGCGUCGACAAUGAGGACAGCCAAGACCACCACCGGCGUGUACUCUGAAGCUUCAAGGCCAAGGCUGAGCCCUGGAAGCCCGAGGACAACUGCGGCUCUCCGCGAGCCCAAGGACAGCCCCGGCUCGUUCUGGUCGCACACAAUGUACAAGCGCGCCGCCGACGGCGCCACGCACAACGUCAAAGUGCACUACUGCACCAGCAGGCACACCAUGCAGCACGUCUGCCAGCGGUACUUUGCCGACGAACCCGUUCUCGGCUUCGACCUCGAGUGGCUGGCGUACGCGCGGCGCGGCGACGGCCCGCGCGCCAACGUCUCCCUCAUCCAGAUUGCCAGCCCCAGCCGCAUCGGCCUCUUCCACGUCGCCCUGUUCCCCCGCGACAACGACGACGGCGACCUCGUGGCGCCCGCCUUUCGCGCGCUCGUCGAGGACCCGGCAGUCCUCAAAGUCGGCGUCCACAUCCAGGCCGAUUGCACGCGGCUGCGCACGUUUCUUGGCGUCGCGGCGAGAGGCGUCCUGGAACUGAGCCACCUGUACAAGCUGGUCAAAUACGCGCGGGACGCGCAGAGGCGGAAGCUCAUCAACAAGGUGCCGGUGGCGCUGGCGACGCAGGUGCAGGAGGUGUUGAAGCUGCCCCUGUUCAAGGGCCAGUCGGUACGGAGUAGCAACUGGUCCAUUCCGUUGACUUCCAAGCAGCUCACUUAUUCUGCCGCUGAUGCCUAUGCUGGCCUUCAGCUGUAUCAUGUCUUGGAAGAGCGACGACUUGCCAUGGAUCCUCCACCAGAGCCGCCUCGUUACGCCGAGCUAGGGUUUCCCAUUCCCAUACCAAGUACGCCUGUUGUUUCUGAUAUCGAGUCUGAUGUCGAUUCGGACCCAGAAUCUGUCGAGGAUGCGGGUUCGGAGUGCAGCGAUGGCUCCAUCGAGGCUGCAAUGCAGGAGCUGGCCAGCGCAGGGACGUUGCCCACGACGACGCAGUCUACUCCCGCGCUUACUGCGCAGGCCCCAACGUCGGUGCGCGAUGCACGAGUAAAAGCGGCCGAGGCCGAGCUAGCCCAACUACGCGCUGCCCAUCCCGGUCGCCGCUUGCGGGCGACGCCUUCGUCGCUGCGCGCGUUUUACGUGUGGCAGGCCAAUGACGACCUGACGCCGGCCGAUGUCGCCCGUCUGCUUCGCGAUCCGCCGCUGCAGACGAGCACGGUCCUGGGCUAUAUUAUGGAUGCCAUACUCGCGGAAAAGCUCGCCUUUCCCAAACAAAGGCUACAGACUCAAGUCUUGUCGCUCCUGCAUCCCACCCUAGCAAACGGCAAAUAUCGUGCUGUUGUGAAGCAGUGCGAGCAGGCACAAACAUAA
This is a messenger RNA of Cordyceps militaris CM01, 1356 nucleotides long. Its product is annotated as 3'-5' exonuclease/helicase (Wrn), putative. Gene Ontology annotation, biological process: nucleobase-containing compound metabolic process. The record is from RefSeq and is a predicted model, not a curated record. NCBI's taxonomy places the organism in Eukaryota, Fungi, Ascomycota, Sordariomycetes, Hypocreales, Cordycipitaceae. The coding region runs from base 1 to 1356 and encodes 451 amino acids. Gene Ontology annotation, molecular function: 3'-5' exonuclease activity; nucleic acid binding. The transcript has 3 exons. Gene Ontology annotation, cellular component: cytoplasm; nucleus.